Messenger RNA from Echinococcus granulosus, 1080 nucleotides. Its product is annotated as SAP30-binding protein. NCBI's taxonomy places the organism in Eukaryota, Metazoa, Platyhelminthes, Cestoda, Cyclophyllidea, Taeniidae. The transcript is spliced from 4 exons. Gene Ontology annotation, biological process: regulation of DNA-templated transcription. The record is from RefSeq and is a predicted model, not a curated record. Bases 1 to 1080 code for a protein of 359 amino acids. Gene Ontology annotation, cellular component: nucleus.
AUGUCCGUUGAGAAUUCUCCCAGUUUUGUGACCUCAGAGGACGAAAACGAGUCAUCAUUAGGGUCUCAAAAACGAAAGACUGCUAAUAACCCAGAAGAGUGGAAGCCUCCGGAACUGCAGUCUAAGAAACGCUUUCGUUCAGGAAUCGGGAGUGGAAUAAAUCUCGUCUCCUAUGCUCUGGACAAUGAUGACGGUGACAGUGGUUCGGAAAAUGAAGGUUCGGAGUCGAACCACAGCGGCUCCUCCGCAGACGGUGAUGUAGAGAAUAACGACGUCAGUACCAUUGGUGGUGCUCUCCACUUUGGUGCUCCUGAUGGCGGUCCACUAACCGUGCUUAGUUCGGCGCACAUCGAGGCUGCGCACGAUUCGCCGGCGACGCUACCUGAGGAGACCCACGGUGACACAGACGAACACUUUCAGAAGGAGCAACCAUCAUAUCAAUCCUCACCUUCAAAUGGCAGCGGUCACAAUCAAUCCCUGGAAGUGGCCCUGCCGCCAGAACCUAAGGAGCUUUGUAGUAUGCAGUUGCAGAAUACUGUUGAAAAUACUCUGCGUCGAAUGCAGCAUGACAUCGGAUUUGAUCCUAAUAGCGUUAUUCAGGAUAACAAAGCUUUCAGGAAUCCCAGCAUUUACAAAAAGCUGAUUAGUUUCUUGGAAAUUGACGAAAAAGGAACAAACUUUUCGUCGGAUGUCUUCAAUCCUUACCGUUGGGACGCGAAUUCCUUUUACGAUAAACUGGGCGAAAUACAAAAUCGCGAGGUAGAGCGCCUCGAUAAACUGCAGAAGGAGCGUCGAAAGGUGGAGGCUAGCAGUGCAGCGGGCGUGAAUACAGUCACAGGGCUGCAGCGCGCUGCCGGCGGACCCAACAUUGGCACAUCCGCCGCCACUGGCACCAGCGCCGCGGUUCCCGCUCCCAUAACCGAAAACCGCUCCGAGGUCAGGAAGAGGUCCAAAUGGGACACAGUCGCUCCGAUGGAGUCCUUGCAUCCCCCACUUAAGGUGGCAGCACCCCAAGUGGUGGAUCCAAUGGCAACCAAAGUAACAAUUCCCGCCAUUGGCGAUCUCUUUCACAAGAAGUAG